This is a messenger RNA of Octodon degus (degu), 948 nucleotides long. RefSeq names its product olfactory receptor 12-like. The transcript has a single exon. The record is from RefSeq and is a predicted model, not a curated record. Gene Ontology annotation, cellular component: membrane. Bases 1 to 948 code for a protein of 315 amino acids. Gene Ontology annotation, molecular function: odorant binding; olfactory receptor activity; G protein-coupled receptor activity. Gene Ontology annotation, biological process: sensory perception of smell; G protein-coupled receptor signaling pathway. Lineage: Eukaryota; Metazoa; Chordata; Mammalia; Rodentia; Octodontidae.
AUGACAACCCACAGACAAGGGAAUCUCUCAGCAGUUUCCUGGCAAGAAUUUGUGCUGGUGGGAUUCAGGGGAGAAGUGUCAACCCAGGCCCUGCUCUUUGCUCUGUUCCUGGUCCUGUACACUCUGACCAUGGUGGGCAACCUCACCAUGAUCAUAGUCAUCACCCUGGAUGCCCAGCUGCACUCCCCCAUGUACUUCUUCCUCAAGAACCUGUCCUUCCUGGACCUCUGCUACUCAUCUGUUAUUGCUCCCAAUGCACUAACCAACUUCUUCUCCUCCAAGGUCAUCACAUUUGUAGGAUGUGCCACUCAGCUCUGCUUUUUCUCCCUAUCUGCUACAACUGAAGCCUUCUUGCUGGCUGUGAUGGCCUAUGACCGCUUUAUGGCCAUCUGCAGUCCCCUGCAUUACCACAUGACUAUGUCCUCUACAAUGUGUGCCCGCCUGGUGUUGGGCUCCUACCUUGGAGGCUGCCUCAACUCCAUCGUGCAGACCAGUCUCACAUUCCAGCUCCCCUUCUGCCGCUCCCACCACAUUGACCACUUCUUCUGUGAUGUGCCCCCUCUGCUGCAGCUGGCUUGUGCUGACACAGCUCUCAAUGAGCUUCUUUUGUUUGGCAUCUGUGGCUUCAUCAUUGUGAGCACUGUAUUAGUGGUUCUAGUGUCGUAUGGUUACAUUACACUGACCAUCCUCAGGAUGCGCUCAGGACUGGGGAGAGUGAAGGUCUUCUCCACUUGUGGCUCCCACAUGACAGCUGUGUCCCUGUUUUAUGGGACAGUGUUUGUCAUGUAUGCGCAACCAGGGGCUGUGGAGUCCAUGGAGCAAGGCAAGGUGGUCUCCAUCUUCUACACCCAGGUCAUCCCGAUGCUCAACCCCCUCAUCUACAGUCUGCGGAACAAGGACGUGAAGGAUGCUCUAUGGAGAAUGAGGCAGAGACGGGCACCCCUGUGA